CCAAUGAUACAAUAAAUUUUGAGGGACAGCGCAAGGGGGCGCAUCCAGCCUCGCAGCCUCCCAGGGCCCAACCCACAGCCAGCGAGCUCCGAUGCUCAGAGAGGCAGGAAACGGGGCCAGCCAGGGGGACUCGAGAGCGGCUGCACUUUCCUGUCCCCCGCCGAGGAGAGCGGAGGAGCAGCGGCCCGUGGCCUGGCGAGUUUCCCCGGAGAGGAGCCGGAUUCCGCUGCAGGGACGGAGCGAGGAGUCCGAGGGUGGCAUAAAAAUGGAAGAGCAGGGACCCAGGAGACCCAUUCAAAGGGAGAGACUGGAGUGUAAAGGAAGGAAACCUCCUGCCGGCCAAGUUGUGGCCACAAGGGAUCUUCUGCCUCGGGCAGAUUUAUGUCAAAUUAAGCAGGAGCCAGAGGAGGGGCAGCCGCAGCAGCACUGGGAUGCCGAGAAGCAGGAUUUCCUGAAGACGAUGCAGCCUCCUCGUUCAAAGUGGGAAACCCCACAGGCUCCCAGUCCUCCCCAAUCUGGGGAUGGUGUCCUCUCCUUCAGGGGAGCUGCGGAUGCCAGUCGGUGGCCCAGUGGGAGAGCAGGGGGGACAGACCAGACCCUGCUCCCAGACACUGAGGGGCUUCUGGGAAAGGAAACUGCAGCUGCCAGCUUUGGAAUAAGCUGGGAUAUUAAGCUAACUUCAAACUGUGCUUGGUCAAAACAGGAAACUCUGGUUGAUCAGUAGCUUCGUGGUUUGACUGAUCCCACUGAUAGAAGUAAAAAUAGGAACCCUGUUGCAUUCAAAGGGGUUAUUUGGACAGAGUCUGUGAUCAGCAUGCCAAUCAGGACAGGCUUAAAAACUAAAGGGACCCCUGACCAUUAGGUCCAGUCGUGGCCGACUCUGGGGUUGAGGCGCUCAUCUCGCAUUAU
Molecule: messenger RNA, 909 nt
Organism: Podarcis muralis (Common wall lizard)
Lineage: Eukaryota; Metazoa; Chordata; Lepidosauria; Squamata; Lacertidae
Source: RefSeq, a predicted model, not a curated record